This is a messenger RNA of Castor canadensis (American beaver), 802 nucleotides long. The record is from RefSeq and is a predicted model, not a curated record. NCBI's taxonomy places the organism in Eukaryota, Metazoa, Chordata, Mammalia, Rodentia, Castoridae.
UUAAGUUGCUUUUUUUAUUGUCCUAGUUGUCUUUGAUACUCCAGAUAAGCUUGUGUUUCCUAGAAUGGCAGUUUUGGGAGGACAGGUAUAUAUAAGUAGGUAUAGUGGUGUAGAGUUCACAUUCCAAUUUUUGCUUCAACUCCUGUUUAUCUUGAUGCAUUGCAGGGUGGUGGCCUUGUCCAUGUCACCUGUGGAUGACACUUUCAUUUCUGGGUCUCUUGAUAAGACCAUUCGACUCUGGGAUCUCCGGUCUCCUAACUGCCAGGGCCUCAUGCAUCUACAAGGCAAGCCAGUUUGUUCUUUUGAUCCAGAAGGAUUAAUUUUUGCUGCAGGUGUCAACUCUGAAAUGGUCAAACUUUAUGACCUUCGUUCUUUUGAUAAGGGACCAUUUGCAACCUUUAAGAUGCAGUAUGAUCGGACUUGUGAGUGGACAGGACUUAAAUUCAGCAAUGAUGGUAAACUCAUACUCAUCUCCACAAAUGGCAGCUUCAUCCGUCUCAUCGAUGCAUUCAAGGGAGUGGUGAUGCACACGUUUGGGGGUUAUGCCAACAGCAAAGCUGUCACACUGGAGGCUUCAUUUACUCCAGACUCUCAGUUUAUUAUGAUCGGUUCAGAGGAUGGCAAGAUCCAUGUCUGGAAUGGAGAGAGUGGUAUAAAAGUAGCUGUAUUGGAUGGUAAACACACAGGCCCCAUUACCUGUUUGCAGUUCAACCCCAAGUUCAUGACAUUUGCCAGCGCAUGUUCUAACAUGGUAUGUGAACAGUUGAAGUUGUCUUCCACAUGGGUGCCCCUCUCCAGUUGA